UCCGUUGUUAUGGUUAGUUUUCGCAGCGGCGCGAACACAUGCACACAUAACCGGCCAAGACACACCGGGUGUUUAUAUUUAAAUGUACCAGAAAAAAUAGAGUAAUCGUUUAGUGUACUACGCGGUGACUCGUUGCAAAGUAUGUGGGAACAGCUGAAUUGAGGUUAAGGUUUCUAGACCUGUCUUCUGAAUGUAUAUGUAACGCGAUAGGCGUUUCAUAUUUCGGUUGAUUAUUUGAAAGCUUAGCCGAAGGUUCGAGACAUACAGCGAAAAACGGGUCCGAACGUCAAAUCCCUCCGCAAACGCCCUGGUGACGUCCGGCAGGACGUCGAAACGUCGGAGCUAGCGUACCCCAUGUUUUUUCAACUGCUGUUCGCCAUCACUCGACUCGGGCGGUCACCGCGGAAAAAAAUCGAGUUCGUCUCGCCAUAGAUUGUCGCUACAAGCAAACAUUUAUCUCAGUGUAUGUUAUUAGACGCGCGGUUCUCUCAGUGUACAUAGACCGUUUCAGUUUGUUGUUGUUUCGUUUGUUAUCGGGAAUCGUUGCAAAAUGAAUCGGGCGCAGAAGAAUAAUUUGAAAAAAUUGUCGUUUCUCGGAUUCGCUCAGAAGAAAGAUGGUGGAGCCACAAAAGACGAAGUCCAACUGGACGACGAGUGCGCAAAGGUCUUUGCCAUGGACAACGACAACAACGCCGUUUAUGAUUUUCACGAUGACGAUGUUCACAUUCAGCCGAAAUUCAAUGAAAAAGAUUACGAGCAGCAUCGACAUAAAGGCUAUCCCCAUAUCCACGUGCCCCUCAAAAAGGUGCCAAAGUCGAUGAGACGCCGCAACGUAUCGCAAGAAUCCACCCCCGCGAACACACCCCCCGUGGACACGCCGACCGCCACGGCCUCCCCCACAGCGGAGCAAGCGCCCACAAUUAGCCCCCUAAGUAGCAUACGUUCCAAGUUAGAAGAUACGGAAACUGGACCGCUCAACUCGCCAGUUUUCCAAGAGGAAUCGGAUGUGGCCAGAGACAGCUCAGAAUCUGAGUGCGUCCUUUCUGAUCCGUGCAACUAUCAUCUUGGUGACGACGAUUUUUCGCCGGAUAAGAAGGUGUCAUUUUUGGCUGCCGAGAAUGGGGACACGUUUGACCUUGACGGCUUAAAGAAGAAGAAAAAAAAACAUCACUAUGACCAACACAGGAAAUAUUCGCUGCCGGUCGAAAGCAUGGCUAAAAAGCGCCACCACCAUUACCCGAACAGAGACGGCGCGGAUAAUGGUGCGGGUCACCAAAGAACCAGGAGAGUAUCCACUCAACCCGAAGACGAAGAGCUACGUGGCGCCGACAAAGACCAACUGGACAGUCACAGAUCGGACGAUCCUAGAGGUUUCAGGAGACACAAGACGUCGAGACCUAGUCAGGCAUCGCUUAUGCAUAUCGGCAAAGGGGUAGAACUACACCCUUACUUUAAAAAGUUAUACGACCACAGUCCUCACGCGAUCUUCGUCGAACUCAGCGAGCUUAUCACCACCGAGAUACAAAACGAGAGGGAAUGGAAAGAAACCGCUAGGUGGAUAAAAUAUGAAGAAGACGUCGAGGAAGGCGUCGACAGGUGGGGCAAACCUCACGUCGCCUCGUUGAGUUUCCAUUCGUUGCUGAAUUUGAGAAAAUGCCUCGAGAACGGCGUGGUGAUUUUGGAUUUGGAGGAGAAGGAUUUGCCGGCUAUAGCGUACAGAGUUUCCGAGGACCUGUUCAAAGAAGACCUCGUCAGGGAAGAGGACAAGGCGAGGAUCAUGAGGAUACUGUUGGUCAGGCAUCGCCACGUCAACGAGCAUCACGAGAGGGGUUUUAGGUUUCCGAAGAAACACAGCUACACGUCUUUGCAGUCGAUGUGGUUGGAGCAUAAUAUGGGCUACGAUGCCGCUAUGAUGGCUCGCUGUUCUGUGUGCUCUGCUCAGGGUCGCCUCUGCCUUCCGCAUGCAGUUAAAGAGGGCAGAUCAUUUUCGGUCAUCGGCUUCCCAAACAGCCUCAGCGACACGGAAAAACGCAAAGUCAGCUACCCUGACGCUAACCUAAAGAACGGCGACGCUGAACACAAACUGCUCGCCGCUCACGAGAACCACACCGUGGUCGACAUCAAGGACGAUGCGUAUUCCGCUAGUACCGAGGACGUCAGACGGGCCAGGAACGACGCCAUCUUGAAAAGAAUCCCCGCAGAAGCCCAAGGAGCUAGCGUGCUGGUGGGCGAGAUGGAAUCGCUCGAGCAACCGGCUAUAGCCUUCGUCCGACUAGCCGAAGCUGUGAUCAUCCCAUCUCUUAUCGAAGUUUACAUCCCCGUCAGGUUUAUCUUCAUCCUUUUGGGGCCGAAGAAGGCGGCGAUCGAUUACCACGAGAUCGGCAGAUCGAUAUCGACCCUAAUGGCAAACCAGCAGUUCCACAAUAUCGCAUACAAAGCAGAGAGUCGAAAAGAUUUGCUUUCGGCUAUCAACGAGUUCUUGGACGACAGUAUAGUGCUGCCUCCUGGCGAUUGGGAGCGUCAGGCGUUACUCCCCAUAGAGGAAAUUAAGGCGAAAAGCGACGCGAUCAAGCGUCGUAAAGAAAACGCCCUGAAGAAGGAGCAAGAGGCUCAGGGAAUAACGAAACCCUUGCUGGCCGGAGCGGACGGUGACGGUGACGGGGGAGGAAAGAAACCGCCUCACAACCCGUUGGUGAGGACCAAGAGGCCGUGGGGCGGUCUCAUCAACGACUUGAAGAACCGCUAUCCAUACUACAGGAGUGAUUUUACCGACGCGUUUAAUGCUCAGUGUCUGGCCGCUUCCAUUUUCAUGUACUUCGCCGCCGUAUCCGGAGGCAUCGCUUUCGGUGGUCUCAGUGGUUUGAAAACCGACAACCAGAUCGGGAUUUCGGAGAAUUUGCUGUUCACCAGUAUCGCGGGGAUAAUAUUCGCUUUGCUCGGGGGUCAGCCGCUGAUCAUCAUCGGAACUACGGCUCCGCUGUUGCUUUUUGACGAGAGUCUGCUGCAGUUUUGUCAAGGACAAGGCAUCGAGUUCCUGCCUACGAGGAUCUACAUAGGACUGUGGCUCGCGGUGAUAGGCAUCGUGGUGUCAGCGUUCGAAGGCAGCGUGCUGGUAAAACUCUUCACCCGAUUCACCGAAGACAUUUUCUCCGCCCUUAUAGUCUUGCUUUAUAUCAUCGAGAGCAUCCAAAAAAUCUACGCGGUAUACGAGAAGCACCCGAUACUGCCGACUUACUGCGAUUACGAAGUGACCACCUACAGAAACGCCACUGAUAACGACACCGUCCCGACAGAGCUAGGAACUAAUUUACCGGUCGGUCUGGUGCCGCUGACGACUGUUGUGAAAAUACCGACCCAGGACGCUGAUGGAAACAUCAUAAAUCAGCCGAAUACAGCUUUGUUUUGCACUAUCCUUACACUGUUUACGUUUGCUAUCGCAUAUUAUUUGAAGAUAUUUAGGAACAGUCACUUCUUAGGAAGAUCGGCAAGAAGGGCUCUGGGCGACUUUGGCGUGCCAAUAGCAAUAAUAUGCAAUGUGUUCCUAGAUUUUAUGGUUCCGGAGAUAUACACGGAAAAAUUGAGCGUUCCGGAAGGGCUUUCGCCUUCAAAACCGGAAAUGCGCGGCUGGCUGAUCCCGCCCUUCGGCAUGGAACAGCCGCUGCAAGUUUGGGUGAUGUUCGCAGCCAUUGUACCUGCCAUGUUGGUGUAUAUACUGUUGUUUAUGGAAACCCAUAUCUGCGAACUAAUCUUGAACAAGAAAGAGCGAAAAUUGAAAAAGGGAGGUGGUUUCCACCUGGACAUCGUCAUUAUCUGCAUAACGAACAUCCUGGCCGGUUUCUUUGGUUUCACGUGGAUGUGCGCCGCCACGGUACGUUCGAUUGCGCACGCGUCAGCACUGACGGUGAUGUCGCGCACACACGCGCCUGGUGAAAAACCGCACCUGGUCGAAAUCAAGGAGCAAAGGCUCAGCUCGCUUUUGGUCUCGAUUUUGGUGGGCUUGUCGGUAUUUAUGUCGCCGUUGCUGAGGAUGAUGCCAAUGGCCGUUUUAUUUGGUAUCUUUUUGUAUAUGGGCGUGGCGUCCACCGAUGGUAUACAGCUAUUCGACAGGAUGUGGAUGUGUCUUAUGCCGGUCAAACACCAUCCCCAGGUCUCUUAUGUUCGAAAGGUUCGAACGGCCAAGAUGCAUCUGUUCACCUGCAUCCAGGUGGCUUGUUUGGUCGUCUUGUGGAUAGUCAAGUCCACCAAGGCGUCUUUGGCUUUCCCGUUUUUCCUUAUUCUGAUGAUACCGGUGAGGGAUCAAAUGAAACGCCUUUUCACGCAAAGGGAACUGCGAUUGCUUGAUGGGGACCAAGUGGAUGUGGAUGAUGAUGAGCCCGAUUUCUAUGCUGAGGCUCCACUACCGGGAUAGAUUAUUUCCUAAAUUCCCCUGUAGAUUGUACAUAGAAAGUGUGGCAUAUAGGUGGGGUUUCAAAUUUUUCAAAGCCACCGAACCAGAAAAAAAAAACGUUCGGCUGGGCAAGAAACACCUCUUAAGUUAAAUAGGAAUUCAGUAUUAAUUACUUAAUGUUAUAAUAAUAGCAAUUUGGUUAGAAAGGCCAAUUAGAAAUAGUAACGGCUUAGCCGCGACUACCCAACUUCGUAAUAUUAAUUUGUAAUGCUUAAUAACUUCCAUUCCUUGUUAAAAUAAAUUCAUCAAAUUUCUGGGUUUUUAAGAAACCAAAAUUAGCAAGAGCAAUUCCGUCUCCUAUUGAAAUUGUUGAAAUGUUUUGGUAAUUCGGAGACGUUAAAUGGUUUUAGUUUAUAUUUAUGAAUUAAGAACUGUAUAUAAUUGUCGUCAUUUGUAACUUUAGAUUUAGAAUUCAAAGUUGGAUAAACGAGGCAUUAGAACUAUUUAUUUUAAUCAAUUUAAUUAUUAAGUCUUUAGGUUCCACUGUGUACUUAAAUUCAGGGAAAAAUUACGGUGUGACUACUUAAAUUGUGUAGAAUGCUACAACUGUUGUACCUACCUAUAACACCUAGAAUUUAUAUGACAUUUAAUUUUGUGACCAAAAAAUGUUGACUUGUUUGUUAUGUUAAAAAUUUGUGAUUACAUUUAUUUUCCUACCCGAGCGGGGAUAGACUGUGAUUACCAAGAAAAAGGCUUGCUUAACUAUGUUUGUGGAAUCAAAGUUUUAUCUGAAAUGUAGUUUUAUACAUAGAGACUUAGCUUUAUCUAGUACCAAGUAAAGAAACAAUGUAGGUACUUGUUUGUUGUAGUCUAGGACAAAACAUCUAUUUUUAGGAGAGAAAAUCACUACUGGUAAAAUUUAUUGUUGUUACUUAAAAAUUACUCUGUGGUGCUCGUUUGAAAUUCUGAGAGCCUCGGAGUUUUCAAAAGCGACAACAUCCAAGUACAUUUCCUGCGUGUUAAAGGGAUUUAUAGAUAUUAGACACUAUUUGAUAAUAGGGAAAAAGAAAUAGUAUUUCUAACUGUGAUUUUAUUAACAGAUGAAUAUGUCUAUUCUAUUUCUAUAAAUAUAUAGGUUUUAACUGAAUUAAAUGGACUAAAAGCAACAUUAAAAUUAUUGCACAGGAAGGAACAAUUUUGAUGGUGUUUUUGUAUUUUAUUUAACAAUCCCCUCACUCCUUAGUAACAAUUUAGCGGAUUUAUUUGAAUGUUUUAUACCUAUAUAAACAAAGUCAAAAUGAAAAGCACAAUUAUUAAACUGUGUCAUUUUUUUAGUACACACAAAACAAUUUUAGCUUGAAUAUGCGAAUGUAUUUUAGGUUGCGUUAUUCGACUUAUAUAGUUUAAUACAUAAGCAAAAAUCUAAUGAAUUUGGUAAAAGCCACUAUGGCAAUAAUUACCAUUA
Molecule: messenger RNA, 5852 nt
Organism: Cylas formicarius (sweet potato weevil)
Lineage: Eukaryota; Metazoa; Arthropoda; Insecta; Coleoptera; Brentidae
Gene: Ae2
Product: band 3 anion transport protein
Exons: 14
Coding region: 551-4408 (1285 amino acids)
Biological process (GO): regulation of intracellular pH; bicarbonate transport; monoatomic anion transport
Cellular component (GO): plasma membrane
Molecular function (GO): solute:inorganic anion antiporter activity; monoatomic anion transmembrane transporter activity
Source: RefSeq, a predicted model, not a curated record